AUGACAAUAGCUUUCCUUUCAGUUCCAACUCCUCAACAUUAUCAUCAUCAGGUUCAAUUGCACAAGCCAAAAAGUCCAUGGUCAACUACUACUUCCCCUUGUUUUUCUAAGAUUCUCGUUCCUCCCUCACAGUGUUCUCCUUCCUCUACUCCAACUUCCCUCAUUUCUUCUUCACCAGAAGAACAGCUUCCUGUUCCCAAUCAAUCAAAAUCCUCAACCCAGCAAAGUGGUUGUAAAGCAUGUGGAAAAGAAGAAAUAGAGAGAGGAUGCAAUGGUGAAGGAAGGAUGCAGGGUGGGAUUGCAACUGUCCCUGGCUUUGGAUGGUGGCCUAUAAAAGCUUACAGACCAUGCCCUGGAUUUGUUGCUUCUGGUGGUAGAUACAGACGACAGGGACAAAGCAUGGACGAGGUUGUCUCCGGUAGUGGUAAAAUUAAAACACCCUCUACAACAACCGCAACUGAUUCAAAACCGUAA
Messenger RNA from Vicia faba (fava bean), 474 nucleotides. NCBI's taxonomy places the organism in Eukaryota, Viridiplantae, Streptophyta, Magnoliopsida, Fabales, Fabaceae. The record is from the annotation of a GenBank genome assembly.